CGUGCGCAGUAUAGUGGUCGCGCGCGAACCUGCGUGGUGUGCUGUGGUACUGUGUAGUGAACGAGUUUAAAAUGUGGCGGGAAAUAUAUCUGAUUUGGCUGCUUAUAGCCUACGCAGCAACAAUCAAAGUGCCCGUGGACUAUCAAGAAACCACCACUUUGAUAGUCAACGACACCAGUCCAACCCCAGACGCGCCCAUUUACUAUGAAUCAGAAUCAGAUGAGCCUAAGAUUGACAGUUAUCUCAUACCGCCCAACACGCAUAGCGCGGAGGACAAGCAAGAUGUAAUCCCUACGUACCUCCUUCCUCCCACACAAGACAAGCAGGAAGACUUCUAUGUCGUCCCCACUGAUGGAACACAGUCGGACUGGUACCCUAUACAAUCAGACCCGCAAAAUAACCCUGCCAUAUUACCACAGUCUUUACCUCAAAUCCAUCCUAGCGUUUUACCUGAACUCCCUCCGAGCCAGGGCUUUGUGUUACCACAUGCUCAGCAAGACGAUAUCCCAAUAUUUAUGGUAGGUGAAAACCAUCCGCGAUUUGAGCAUGCUAGGAAAGGAAAAGCACAGCAGCUACAAAACCAAGAGAUACAUGUGCCGUCCAGACAUCUAGAGCCUCCAGCGGAAGAUGCAGAAAAUCACUUCAUCCUGCCUACUCCCUCCGCGGAAUUGGAAUUGCCAUAUCAAGAACAGCAGCAACAGUUCGUCGCUCCGUCAGAGGAGGUGUACGAGCUGCCUAUCAAGGGACCUAAUCAUAACUUUAAUCCGAAGAACAAGCCUAUAAAACUCCGCCUGGAGCCGGCUAAGCCGACCCUAUCGUUGCAUCUCACGCCGCCAAAGCCCCUCAACAAAAAUCCCACAAGAUUGUAUCCAAAAAAAUAUCCAGGAGGAUUCAAGCCCGUCCCGAUUCCUUUAACUCAGUUUGCCGAGGAUUCUGCAGCCGAAGUCCCCAAAGCGAAGCCCGCGAAACCGUUUAAUCCCGUCGCAGAUCCCGAAUCUGAAUAUUCGACACCGAGCGAUAAGGAUACUUACCUGUACGAGAAACUCAAGCAGAAGCGCAAAUUGAGGAAGGAAAAAGCCGCAAAGCAACAACUUCCGCCCUUACAAGAGCCGGCAAAUGGCCCAGGAGUGUCGGAGCAAGAAACUUCCGAGACACACUUUAGGUACCCUGGACGCAACGUGUACCCCGCGCCGCUCCGGCAAGCGCCGCCGACGCCGCCGCCGCGGCCGCUGUCCGGCGCCGCGCCGUCCGCGCCGCCGCCGGCCGGCGACCGGACCGAGUUCCGCAUGCACGGCAUGAAGGGCCCGCACAGCUACCAGUUCGGCUACGACACUGGCAAGGGUAAAAACCGCCAAUUCCGCUUCGAAGAGCGCGACAACGACGGGCACGUGCGCGGGCACUACGGGUACGUGGACAAGCACGGCAAGCUUCGCGUCGUCAACUAUGACGCGGAUCCCAAGCUCGGCUUCCGCGCAGAGGCCCCUGUGGAGUCUGAACCGUGAUUUCAUAACGGUGUACCUUUAGAAACCACAAUUAGAUUUAAAAUAACAACCAAAAAUGGCUGAAUGUCACACUGACACAAGCCAUUGUCAUUGCUGUUAAGACGGCUAGCUGCGCGUCGUCCCCAAGAUUCCAAGCUUGGCUUUCGCGCUGAGGCUCCUGUUGAGAGCGAGGCGUGAUUUUAUAAUGAUGUACCUUUAGAAACCAUAAUCAUCUUCCAAAAUACUAGUUAAGAUGGCUGAAUGUCAUAGUGACACAAGUCAUUGUUGUUAAAACUUUCCUCUUUACAACGACGGGCACUACGGCUACGUGGACAAGCACGGCAAGCUUGGCGUCGUCAACUAUGACGCGGAUCCCAAGCUCGGCUUCCGCGAAGAGGCCUCUGUGGAGUCUGAACCCUGAUUUUAUAACGGUGUACCUUUAGAAACCACAAUUAUAUUUAAAAUAACUACCAAAAAUGGCUGAAUGUCACACUGCCACAAGCCAUUGUCAUUGCUGUUAAAACGGCUAGCUGCGCGUCGUCCCCAAGAUUCCAAGCUUGGCUUUCGCGCUGAGGUUCCUGUUGAGAGCGAGGCGUGAUUUUAUAAUGAUGUACCUUUAGAAACCAUAAUCAUCUUCCAAAAUACUAGUUAAGAUGGCUGAAU
Molecule: messenger RNA, 2144 nt
Organism: Leguminivora glycinivorella
Lineage: Eukaryota; Metazoa; Arthropoda; Insecta; Lepidoptera; Tortricidae
Exons: 5
Coding region: 72-1502 (476 amino acids)
Cellular component (GO): chitin-based extracellular matrix
Molecular function (GO): structural constituent of chitin-based larval cuticle
Source: RefSeq, a predicted model, not a curated record